AUGGAUCAUUAUCAUGAAGCUUGGCCUAUGAGUCCAACUUUAUUUAAUCUACUGAUUGAAAAACUUGUCAACCUUCCUUUCCGAAACAACACCACCUUACUGAGCUAUGCAGAUGACCUGCAAUUGAUAACCACAGGUCCACAUCAACUACUACACGCUCAACACGCUUUAGAUCUAAUAACCCAAGCCUGUACUUCCCUUGGACUAAAAAUUAACCCGUCCAAAUCGUCAGGAUUAAACAUCGGUCCAUCUAGACCCUUUCAUCUACUUACAAUCCAAGGCCAAAACAUUGACUGGGUAGAGAAAGCUAAAUGCCUAGGACACUUUUUCUCAGAAAGAAAUCAUGAAAAAGAUCAGUUGGACUACCUCAAGCAAAGAAUACAAUCCAGAAUUCUAGCAAUGAGAAAAUUAACAUCCACCAGAAUAGGAGCAGGAUACAAAAUUCUACGCACUUUCUAUACUCAAGCCAUCAGAUCAAUAAUAGAUUUCUCCGCUCUCUCACUUUUAACCCUGUCAUCUGAUCUCCUAAUAAAACUUGAAAAAAUACAAAACGAAGCUAUGAGGAUAAUUCUAGGUGCUCCUCGCUGGACAAGGCUUGAAAACCUUAGAAUUGAGACUAAUCUUUGUUCCCUCAGACUCCGAACACUUCAAAUCACCUCAUCCUACAUGGCCAAAAGUCUCUCCUCCACCAAGCCUCUCCCCUUCAAACAAAGGAUCCAAACCUUAUUAACCAGACCGAUUGACACAAUUCUCAGUACAGGGUGGCAUUUUCAAGUGGUCUUAGCAAUUAAGGCGUCUGGUAUAAGCCAUCAACUAGUACACAGGACUCCAACACAAAGACAUCCACUUUUCAAAGCAGAGCCUCCAUGGAAUCCAUUAAUCCUGCGAACAAAUAUACUGAGACUUCCUAAGAAGAAAGUUAACUGCAGCCAGGAAAUAUUAAACAAGAUUGCAAUCCAAGUUAACAGUAAAGCAGCGAAAGACCAAUUAGCUAUUUUUACAGAUGGUUCUGUUAAUCAGAUAUCAGGUCACUCUGGAGCAUCAAUUCACUGCACUUUUCAAACAUCUAGUUGGAGACUUUCGGAUUAUUGUUCAACUCUCCAGACUGAACUAUUUGCAAUAGACAAAGCUCUCACCCUAGCAAUCUCCACCAAUCACAAAGAGAUAAAUAUUUAUACGGACUCUCUCUCAGCAAUUCAAGCCCUCUACAAGUCUCCUGAUGAAAAUAUAAUGCUCAUGACCACUCUCCUCUAUAAGAUCCAAGUUCUUCAUAAGAAAGGAUCACAAGUAAUUUUAAAUUGGAUACCUAGUCACAUUGGAAUAAUAGGGAAUGAAAUUGCAGACAGAGCGGCCUCGGAAGCGACACUAUUCCAAUAUAUCAACUUUCACAUCCCACCCAGCUCCAGCCAAAUUAAGAAGACAAUAAGACAAAAUUUUCAGCGAGAAAUCAUCAAUCAACAUUUAGCAUGCGUCAAUAAAGGGUCUUAUUCUGCAUCAUGGUAUAAGACAGUGACUAACUAUCAACGCGUGAACAUCACCAACACCAUGCCUCGUGAACAAGUUGUCAUAAUUCACCGCCUUCGUUUAGGAUACAAAUGUAACUGGGAGAUUGCAGAGAGAGUUCUCAGAGAAUGCACCUACUGUCAACAAGAGACCACCGAACCUCUAUUACACUACCUUCUAAGCUAUGACAUCGCCCUUGCAACCUCAUCAGCACAAGAGUUCGCCAAAAGACUCUUAGAGAAUACACCUCAAGACUUAUUCAUCUUUCCACCACCAAGAUGA
This is a messenger RNA of Penaeus vannamei (Pacific white shrimp), 1785 nucleotides long. NCBI's taxonomy places the organism in Eukaryota, Metazoa, Arthropoda, Malacostraca, Decapoda, Penaeidae. The record is from RefSeq and is a predicted model, not a curated record.